This is a messenger RNA of Amphiprion ocellaris (clown anemonefish), 4888 nucleotides long. RefSeq names its product DNA cross-link repair 1B (gene dclre1b). Bases 562 to 2271 code for a protein of 569 amino acids. The transcript is spliced from 4 exons. The record is from RefSeq and is a predicted model, not a curated record. NCBI's taxonomy places the organism in Eukaryota, Metazoa, Chordata, Actinopteri, Pomacentridae. Gene Ontology annotation, molecular function: damaged DNA binding; 5'-3' DNA exonuclease activity. Gene Ontology annotation, biological process: interstrand cross-link repair; double-strand break repair via nonhomologous end joining; protection from non-homologous end joining at telomere.
UUUACACAUUUAUUUCCUUAUUUUUUAAAACACAUUUAACUUUUAUUAUGACACUCCUGUGAUUCCACCGGUAGGUGGCCGUGUGCUACAAACAACAAGACAGUAGUUACCGAACAAAACCAAAGAAGAAGAAAAAGGAGGAAGGAGGUGUUGAAGCUAUAAAUUGAAAACAGAAAUGGCGGGUUGUGAAAGCUGCUUUCUGCACGCUGAAAACAGAACGACUGACCAGCUGAUUAUGUUCCACUCGGUUGGAGGGUUUUUAAACAUCAACAGCGUCGCGAAGCAUUAAAAUAGCAUGUAGCUAAAACAUGCCAACCAGAGUUGCAGCUGUGUUUAUUAGCAGGAAUUCCUUCCAGUGUUGGCUAACUAGAAGGCGACUGUCUUGAUUUUUUGUUUGCCAACAUUAUCGCUGCUGUUUUGGCUGUAGUUUAAAAAGUACACUUUAACAGCCUUACUGUGGUCAAAUCUUUACGGAACACCAGUGCGACAGUCAGUUAGUCGAAAUAACUGAGAUGCGCAGCUGCUAAACAUCUGUUAAGAGUUACUAGCUCCGGAGAAACCAUGUCCGUUAAUGGGAAAGUCAUCCCGCACACCCCGCUGGCUGUAGACUUCUGGUAUGUUCGGAAAUGUCCAGGCACCCGGCUGUUCUUUCUGUCUCACAUGCACAGCGACCACACGAUAGGUUUGACCUCCACCUGGAGCAACAGGCCCAUCUACUGCUCCCCGACCACCGCCACCCUGCUCAGACUCAGGCUGCAGGUGAAAGAACAGUGGAUCCAUCCUCUAGAGCUCGGUGACCCACACCUGCUCCCACUGGACGACAUCGGCAAGGAGAGGCUCACAGUCACACUGAUAGAUGCCAACCACUGCCCAGGAUCUGUCAUGUUUCUCUUUGAAGGCUACUUUGGCUCUAUCCUCUACACUGGUGACUUUAGAUACACUCCUUCAAUGCUGCGUGAGCCUUGCCUGAGGACAAACACCACUAUAGAUGUCCUGUACCUGGACAACACCAACUGUGACCCCAACCGAACUCUGCCAACCAGACAGAGAGCGACUCAGCAAAUCAAAGAGAUCAUUCGCAGGCACCCUAACCACACAGUUGUUAUAGGCCUGUAUACGCUCGGUAAGGAGUCGCUGCUGUUGGAACUGGCAAUGGAGUUUAAAACCUGGGUGGAAGUCAGCUUUGAGAGGAUGGAGACCCUCAAAGCUCUAGAGCUGCCUGAUGUCUUCACUACUGAAACGGGUGCCGGUCGUAUCCGAGCCGUGGAUCAGUCAGAGAUUUGUUUUUCCGCUUUGCACCAGUGGAACAACGAGCAGCCCACGCUGGCCAUCUUGCCCACCAGCAGGCCUUUGGUCUCCUUUCACCCCAACGUCCACGUAGUGCCCUAUUCAGACCACUCCUCCUACCAAGAGCUGGAGGAUUUCGUCUCUGCCCUCAAACCUACCUCCCUCGUUCCCAUUGUGGGAAACUGUGUUCCUGGAAGUCUCUCUGCCUUAAUGCAAGGUAAAAAGCGCCAUGAUAUCCUGGUGCCCGAGUCAGUGCGACGCUACAUGUUGAGACAGCCUGAGAUUCAGCUCAGCUUAUCGACAUGCACAAGCCUUCAACGCAGACGCUUCCGACCUCUUGAUCCCAAAGGUGUGAUAUUUGAGUCUCCUGUAAGGGGAUCUAGUAGGUCAUCUGAGGAAACAUUGGAGGCAGAACGCCUGGAGCAAGAUGCAUAUGAGGAAGAGAUAGACACAGAAAGUAACGAAAAGGAUUCUGACUGCAUCCUUGUAGACCUGAGCACACAACUGAGCCCUGACAAAAACAGAAGAAGAGACAUGUGGAACCUGAACAUCGUUCAGACAGUCUCUGAAGAAAUGAUGACGGCAGAUUUGGUACCACUCCGUUCAUUCACCCAGAGCAGCUUUUCUCCAGUGGAGAUUCUAACCAGCACCAAGGCUUGCAUGAAGCCUGUCAGGACCCCAAAAAGGCUUUCUGAAACUGACGCCAAAAUAACCAGUAAUCAGCACAACGGACAUGGAAAUGUUCCGAACAACCACACGUCGUCAGAUGGAGAUAGCAUGAGUCAGCACAGCAAGGCUGAUCAGAAUGACAGCGUGACGUUAUUUCACAACAGCCACCAUAACGAUUCCAACACUGCUUCCAGCUCCUCAGUUGUGCUGCAUCAUGAAUACACAGAGGAGCUUGAAAACAGACUUUUAAAGAAUCUGCCCUUCUCAGAGGAGGACAUUAAGGGUCAUGGGCUUCUGCAGAACAGCUUUGUGUAACACUUUCCCUUCUCGCCUUUGUAUGAUUCAGACAAGGAGACACGUAUUUGGCAAAUUUUUCCUUCUUUCAAAGGCCUUGUUGUGUUUCUGUGAGUUAAAAUAAUGCACUUUAAAUAAGUGUUCUUUCAUUGCUAUGUGUAUUUUAUUAUUUUCUUUGUAGUGCUGCUAUUCUUUUGCUGACUUUAAAGAGAGUUGCGAUCAGAAGGUCUUUGGACUGAAACAGUUAAUGUGAUUGACUAACCUUUGCCCUUACUUUUGCCUCCUGAUUGGAAAAAACAAAUCAGUGUAAUUUAUGUUUAGAGUGUUUUUCCACUUUUCUGAGUUGGCCUGCUGUAGCCACACAGAACAACAAAGACAUUUGCGUCACAGCUGCUUGGUGGGACGAUCGACCACAGCCAACUCUUGCUGCUUUUGUCCAGUGAACUGUGUUUUAGACAACAGAGUUUAAAACUGUCUUUGUACUUUUAGAGCUUCCCUCUAAAUCUGUGUGAUUUAGAAUUGGGUUUUACUCACGUGUCCUUGUUUGUACGGAUAUGAGCCUUAAUUUACUGGUUACUGAUGGUUAGCUGAUGUUGGUGGCACAGCUCAGCAUGACUAACCAUUCCUACUGGAAAAUCCCUAAUUGUCACAAUGUAGACGUGUACUAAUGACGGAUUUUUGCCUUCACCCACCAUCCUCAAAAGCUUCAUCAUUGUUUGUGUUUCAACUGUGAUCACCUGAAAAUCAUGAUCAGUAAAUUUGGGACUUCUUUGAGUCAUCAAAGGAUGGAAUUUUUGCAUCAAAGUGAGUUCAAAGCCAAAAGUCUGUAGAUCAGUUUUAGCCUAAAACUUAAAAUGAAUUGAAAAAAUGUUAAACACAGUCAUGUUUUUGCCUAAUUCCAUAUCAGCCUUUUCACUUUCACUGUCACUUUAAUGUUUCCAGUGUGUGAGAAAAGUCCUUAAUAGGGUAAAAUUGUCACUGUGGGUUUGUGUGGGAAGCUACAUUUAAAUAGGAAUAGUAAUGUUAAAGAUCCGUCCUGGUUUUGGUGUAAUCUGUGUUUUGCAUUUUUAAGCCAAGAGGUUGUUGCUACACUGGUAGCUGUGAUUGUUUUUGUUUUAACUUUGGUGGUUGGUGGUAUUUAGCCACCAUGACAAUGUUCUUUUGUCAGUUAAUCCACUACUAAAGACAAAUUAGUAUGAAACUCUGCUCAGAAGAAUCCAAAGUGUUUUAUCCCCAACUUGAACUUGGGGUCAUUCAGACAAUUUCACGUUUUCCAUGGAAUGUCAUGUUUUUAUUCAUGUGCUAACAUAACUGCACAAGGGUUUUCUAAUCGUCAAUGAGCCUUUUAACACCAUUAGUUAACACAAUGUAGCAUUAGAACACAGGAGUGAUGGUUGCUGGAAAUGUUCCUCUGUACCCCUAUGGAGAUAUUCCAUUAAAAAUCAGCCGUUUCCAGCUACAAUAGUCAUUUACCACGCUAACAAUGUCUAGACUGGAUUUAUGAUUUAUUUAUUGUCAUCUUUGUUGAAAAAAAUGCUUUUUUUUCAAAAAUAAGGAAAUUUCCAAGUGAUCUCAAACUUUUGAACCAUAGUGUAUAUAAUCUGGUCUUGAUUGAAUAAAGUCAUCUGGAUUUAUAUGUGAGUGAGCAAAUUUGAACAAAUAACACUGAAAAAAUUGUGAAAAAUCACCAGAAGGUCCUUGAGACUUGACACUGUUUGAAACACUUUGUGAAUAUCUGUGGAGAGUUUUAGUCUUUCAGGUCACGGUGAUCCUGGCAGCUUCAGUAAAAAGGCUUGUCUUUUAGGUUUGUUUCACCUUUUGUCUUCUCUUGGAUGAGAGGUGAAAUAUCUUCAAGAACAUUAAAGGGAAGUCCAUUUGAAGCUGCUUGAAGAAUGUGAAUUAACUUUGUCCCGUUAAAACCAAUAGGUGAUUUACCUGUUGAAUGGUUUUCCCAUUUCUGUCUCAGUUCUUUACAGGAAACUCAGUAAUAAAGAUAUGAAAUGCAUCUAAUGUAGUACCCUGACUACCAGCAAAGUAAUUCAUAAGGAUCAUGUUUUAAAUAUAAUUAGUAAACUACUGCAUUGUAGCAAAGGACGGUGAAUAAUCGACUGUAUGCAACACUAACUGUGGCGUCUUGUUGCUAUUAAAAAGAACAAAAAAAUUGAUGGCCUUUACUAAACCCCUGUGACUUUAAGUUCGCUGGUCUGAAUAGCUGCUGACCUUUAGUGUGUGAAGCCUUCAGUUUCUCUCUAUUGUUUGGUGUGAAUUCUCUUUACACAUGGGAAAUGUUCAGCACAUAUAUAUCAAAACAAUGUACUUGGAACCCAUUUAUUGCCGCUUGCAGCUGUACUCCCUAGUGUUAGACUUCAGUACGCUAUAACUGCUAUGGAACUGCAAAUAUUGUGAAGCAUUUUUGCCUUUUUAUUUAGGAAAAAAUAAGACUUUAGUUUGUAUUUUGUGCAAAUAACUAAAAUGUUAACCUACAUAUUGUCUUUUCUAAACACUCAUUUUGACUACUCACUAGCAUGAAAGAUUUAUUUCUUGUCAAAGAAGAUAAUGGAACACUUCGAUACUUGUAACUGUUAGAUACAUAUUGAAUACAGGCUCCUUUUUUCAAUAAACUACACUUUUCUCUGCA